Purpureocillium takamizusanense is the source of this 2508-nucleotide messenger RNA. It is a transcript of the gene APL4, whose product is annotated as clathrin associated protein complex large subunit. Gene Ontology annotation, biological process: receptor-mediated endocytosis; Golgi to vacuole transport; intracellular protein transport. Gene Ontology annotation, cellular component: membrane coat; AP-1 adaptor complex; Golgi apparatus. NCBI's taxonomy places the organism in Eukaryota, Fungi, Ascomycota, Sordariomycetes, Hypocreales, Ophiocordycipitaceae. Bases 1 to 2508 code for a protein of 835 amino acids. Gene Ontology annotation, molecular function: clathrin-cargo adaptor activity. The transcript is spliced from 5 exons. The record is from RefSeq and is a predicted model, not a curated record.
AUGAGCUCAUUAAAGCAGUUCAUACGCAACGUUCGCGCCGCCAAGACUAUCGCAGACGAACGAGCGGUCAUCCAAAAGGAGAGUGCCGCCAUUCGCGCCAGCUUCCGCGAAGAGAGCGCUGAUCACGGCGUCAGGCGUAACAAUGUUGCUAAACUUCUAUACCUCUUCACCCUUGGCGAGCGCACACACUUCGGCCAGAUCGAGUGUCUGAAGCUCCUGGCGUCUCCCCGCUUCGCGGACAAGCGCCUGGGUCACCUUGCCACGAGCUUGCUCCUCGACGAGAACCAGGAGGUGCUCACGUUGGUGACGAACUCUUUAAAGAAUGACCUUGGCCACUCCAACCAAUAUAUAGUCGGGCUCGCCCUCUGCACACUCGGAAACAUCGCGUCAGUCGAAAUGUCCCGCGAUCUUUUCCCCGAAAUCGAGACGCUCAUCUCCACAUCCAACCCGUACAUUCGAAGAAAAGCAGCGCUUUGUGCCAUGCGGAUAUGCCGCAAAGUUCCAGACUUGCAGGAGCAUUUCCUGGAGAAAGCCGCCCACCUUCUGGCCGACAGAAAUCAUGGCGUACUUCUCUGUGGUCUUACUCUGGUAACUAGUCUUUGCGAGGCGGACGAGGAGGAAGGUGGAGAGGAGGGCAUCGUCGAAAAGUUCAGGCAAUUCGUUCCCGGCUUGGUCAAGACCCUCAAGGGCCUAUCGACCUCGGGCUACGCCCCGGAGCAUGAUGUCACCGGCAUCACAGACCCGUUCCUUCAAGUCAAGAUCCUCCGGUUGCUUCGUGUGCUCGCAGUAGGGGAUGCACACACAAGUGAGCAGAUCAACGACAUUCUUGCGCAGGUCGCAACAAACACGGACUCGUCCAAGAACGUUGGCAACUCUAUUCUCUACGAGGCUGUUCUCACGAUCCUCGACAUCGAGGCUGACUCAGGUCUGAGGGUCCUCGGCGUGAAUAUCCUGGGCAAGUUCCUCACCAACAGAGACAACAACAUCCGCUACGUCGCCCUGAACACACUCAUCAAGGUCGUCGCCAUCGAACCCAAUGCUGUCCAGAGACACCGGAAUACGAUCUUGGAAUGUCUACGAGACCCCGACAUCAGCAUCAGGAGAAGGGCGCUUGAGCUCAGUUUUACGCUCAUCAACGAGAGUAACGUCCGAGUUCUCAUUCGGGAGCUGCUUGCGUUCCUCGAAGUUGCCGACAAUGAAUUCAAGCCCACCAUGACCAGCCAGAUUGGCAUUGCGGCGGACAAGUUUGCACCCAACAAGAGGUGGCAUUUUGACACGAUGCUGCGGGUUCUCUCACUGGCGGGCAACUAUGUCAAGGAGCAGAUCCUGUCUUCAUUUGUCCGCUUGAUCGCGACAACCUCAGAGCUCCAGACGUACGCCGUUCAGAAGCUCUACACCAACCUCAAGAAAGACAUUACUCAGGAGAGUUUGACGCAGGCCGGGGCCUGGUGUGUGGGCGAGUAUGCCGAUGCGCUACUCAAGGGUGGGCAGUACGAGGCAGAGGAGCUCGUUCAAGAGGUCAAGGAGAGUGAUAUUGUCGAUUUGUUCACGCUCAUACUCAACAGCAGCUAUGCCACCCAAGUCUCCACCGAGUAUAUCGUCACGGCGCUCAUGAAACUCACCACGAGGUUCACGGACGCGGCGCAGGUUGAGCGGGUCCGCCGCAUCUUGCAGACGCACCUGACGAGCUUGGACGUUGAGGUGCAGCAGCGAGCUGUCGAGUAUAGCAACCUCUUCUCAUUCGACCAAAUUCGCCGUGGUGUGCUGGAGAAAAUGCCGCCACCACAGAUCAAGGAGGAGUCCAGGGUCCUAGGCCCCGCGCCGACUAAGAAGGCAAAGGCUGCGAACCGGAAAUCCAGGGUCAUCAAGCCCACCGAGCAGGAUCUGCUCGAUAUUAUGGACGCCCCAGCGACUGCUCAGGCCACGAACGGCUCCCAAGCUACAAACUCCGAUCUUCUCGCUGACAUUCUGGGAGGCGGCGGCGCGCCACCCUCGGGCUCGGGCCCGGCGUCACCUGUGCCACAGCAGUCGAACAUGUCGUCUAUCAUGGACCUCUUCGGCCCCAGCCCUGGGCAGUCCUCGCCGUCGCCUGCUGCCGUCCCGGCUGGCCUCGAUGCCCUAGGCUCUGCCGCUACUCCUCCGCCUCAACAGCAGCAGCACGCGACACCACAGCCAAGCGGAAUCCCUUGUUACGACUCCAACGACCUGAACGUGACCUUCCAGGUCCAGCGUAACGCCGAGGGGACGAUACAAGCCACGGCGAGGUUUCAAAACACGUCGGGCUCCUCGACAUUGUCGAAUGUGAGCCUCCAGGCUGCAGUGCCCAAGUCUCAAAAGCUGCAGCUCCUCGGAAUCUCGUCCACAGUGCUCGCACCCGGUGCCGUGGCCACACAGAUGAUGCGAGUGACUGGCUGCAAAGGACAACUCCGACUGCGCCUGCGUAUUGGAUACACGCACCCCACGGCAGGUCAGGUGUUGGACCAAGUGAACUGGACUGAGCCGUCGUGA